UCAAAGGCCCAACUAUAUCUCCAAGACAAGCUUUGGCGCUAAAAUGUAUCAGAAUUCAGAACGAAGAGUUUCACUACUCUAAUGGCGCGGAAGAAACCCUCGACCAAUUCUUCUCCUCUUUCAAUCGGAAAUUGUGCGAUUUUAAUUGAAGGAGCAGCGAAGAACUUCAAAUGCCAAUCGAAUCAAAAUUCCCUGCUGAUUUCCGCUUCUAAAGGAGUCAAAAUCAAAAUUUCAGUUAUGGAAGAUGUCAGCAAAAAUGAAGAAAUUGCGGGAAAUGGUAAGAAAGAGGAAACUUGCUCUACUGUGGAUUGUGGAUUAUUGGUCAUUCACCCUAAAGACGCUGAUAGUCGUACCAAGUCUUUGCUUCAGGAAAUCUUAAGCUUAUACACGAAAGAACUGCCUGGCAUGAAUUAUGCUGCUAACACUGGAAAACAAUCAUCAUUUCUUGAAAGAUGUGUUUCAAAUGGGAAGUUUUGCACUCUUGUUCUGAGCCGGAAGUGUUCUGAAGAUUUAGACAAGGUUAUUGCAGCUAUUACAUACCAAAUUGUUCCAGCAGAUACAAGAUUUGCUGAAAUUCCACUAGCUGCCGUUAAUUCAUCAUACCAUUGCAAGGGAGUAGGUCAAUUCUUGUAUGCAGAAUUAAGAAAGAGAUUUCAGGAGGUUGGAAUUUCUACAGUAUUGUGCUGGGGUGAUAAAGAAUCAGAAGGAUUUUGGCAUAAACAGGGAUUUGUAUCUAUAGCUGAGGUGGAUUCUAAAGGUAAAGCUCAGAAGCUUCCUAUUCGAGCAGAUAUACGUCGAGCACUCUGCUUUCCUGGUGGUUCAACACUCAUGGUAUCUCAUUUAAAAAAGAAUGUCCAUUAUAAUGAUUCUUAUCCGAUAAAGUUGUGCCUGGAGUCGGCAAUGUCAACCUCAUCAAAUGACCAAUUUUUUAGCCUAGCUGGAACUGUGGAUACUUUUUCUGUGGUGUCAGCUUCUAAGAGUGGCCAAGACAACCUUCAACAGGAAUUUAAUGAGGGAACUUCAGCACGGAGUGACAAGCAGGUGGCUACUUGUGAGAAAAUCGGUCCUGAUGCAAUAAGGGAAUCAGUAUCAACUGAAGUAGUUACCAAUCACAUAUUGUCCACCUACGAGCGGAAUAGAAAGAAGAGGGUCUGGGAAAGUUCGUCAUCAUCAUUAAACUUCAAAAGAGUAAAGGCUGCUCAUAUUUCUGAUCAGUCAUGUUCAGGUUCUCUUAUGGUUUUAGAUACAGAAGACCAAAAUGAUUCUCUUCCUGAUGAUGUUCCCUUGGGAUCAGAAGAAAAUAUUUAUAUUCAGAAGAGCAAGACUGUAGAUACCUCAAGGACAGGUGAUGAAUCUGAUGCUCGGGGAAGAUGCUUCAAUAUCAUGUUGAUGGAUAUUGCUGAUGGACCUAAAAAGGCGUAUCUUACAAAGAUAGUUGAAGAUCUUGGUGGAACUCUUACUGCUGAUGGAAGCUUAUGCACACAUGUCCUUGCAGGAAGAGUCAGAAGAACUUUGAAUUUUUGCACCGCUUUAUGUUCAGGGGCUUGGGUACUCACUCCACAUUGGCUAAAAGAAUGUUUGAGGAAAGGAAGAUUUAUUGAUGAGCUUCCUUUCCUUCUAAAAGAUGACGACUAUCUAACAAAGUUCAGGGUUGAUUUAAAAGAUGCUGUUCAUAGAGCCAAAAGAAAUCCUCGAGCUUUGCUUAAAGGAUAUAAUAUCUGUCUUGCUCCACUUAUUCAGCCCCAUAUCGAGAUGCUAUCAACCAUCAUAAGAUCUGCUGGCGGUGAUGUGAAUGUUGGUUUUGGGAAAAUCGGUGAAAAAUCGAGAACGAUAUUUAUAGCAUGUGAAGAAGACAUGGAUGAAGCAUUGCUUGCUGUGAAGAGUGGGAUCCGAACUUUCAGUAGCGAAUGGUUUAUGAACUGUAUUAUGAAACAAGAACUUGAUCUUGAUGCUCCUCAGUUUGCGGAAUCUCUUUGAAUUACUGGGUUCUCCCCUCUUUACUGUUUCGGAAGUGUUUGUAGUGCUUACUGCUCAGUGUGUAGAUGUAAAUGUAAUCCAUAAUCCAUAGCAUUUUGAGGAGUUUUUGUAAGCUAAUAUACUGGACUGGAGCCUGUAUAUUUUGCCGACAUUGCUGGAGUAUUGAAUUGGAUACUUAGAUUAGGAAUCACCAUGAGUUUUGCGCUUCAUCAUGAUGGUCUAUGUUAACCUAAUGUGGUCUUAACUUUUAUUUAAAUUUGUAAUUCAACUAAUAAAUAAAAGACUUCUUUUAACUAAC
Messenger RNA from Amaranthus tricolor (Joseph's coat), 2275 nucleotides. RefSeq lists its product as uncharacterized. Gene Ontology annotation, molecular function: acyltransferase activity, transferring groups other than amino-acyl groups. The transcript is spliced from 14 exons. Lineage: Eukaryota; Viridiplantae; Streptophyta; Magnoliopsida; Caryophyllales; Amaranthaceae. The record is from RefSeq and is a predicted model, not a curated record. The coding region runs from base 82 to 1977 and encodes 631 amino acids.